Hyaloscypha bicolor E is the source of this 1905-nucleotide messenger RNA. Its product is annotated as ClpP/crotonase. Gene Ontology annotation, molecular function: 3-hydroxyisobutyryl-CoA hydrolase activity. Bases 140 to 1609 code for a protein of 489 amino acids. Gene Ontology annotation, cellular component: mitochondrion. The record is from RefSeq and is a predicted model, not a curated record. NCBI's taxonomy places the organism in Eukaryota, Fungi, Ascomycota, Leotiomycetes, Helotiales, Hyaloscyphaceae. The transcript has 2 exons. Gene Ontology annotation, biological process: L-valine catabolic process.
GAGGGAUUGCUACUCCGCGUUCCUUUAGUGACGAUUGAUUUUCCUUGGUCGCGCUCUGGACUUUCCUUUCUUCAUGUUUGCGAAGUCGUUGUGCGGGAGAGCUGGGUCAGCAGCGUGCUGUAGCUCGAGACGUGCAGCUAUGCCAUUGAGAGCUAAAACCACAAAUCCAGCUUUUGGGGGAAGAGCACAGAUGGCGACAGACUCACGGCAUGGCCAAUCGUCGAGCAACGAACCGGAUAUUAUAAGGGAAUUGCCUGGGGAUGAGAAAGAAGAUGUGCUUUUUGAUACUCUGUUUGGCGUCCGGACAAUCGAGCUCAACCGGCCGAAAAAACUCCACUCCCUCAAUGGAUCUAUGAUACGAAAGAUAAUACCGAGGUUACAAGAAUGGGCGAAGUCGGACAUGGCAAAUGUGGUCAUCAUCAAAGGAUCCGGACCGAAGGCGUUCUGCGCUGGCGGAGAUGUGGCAGCUCUCGCUGAGGAUAACUUGAAGGGCGAGGAGGGUCAGCGAAAGUCGACGGAAUACUUUGGGCUGGAAUACAAACUGGACCACCUUAUUGCAACAUACGAGAAGCCAUAUGUUGCAUUUAUUGAUGGCAUCACAAUGGGUGGAGGAGUUGGACUGAGCAUUCAUGCUCCAUUCCGAAUAGCUACGGAAAGAACGGUCUUCGCCAUGCCGGAAACGACCAUUGGGUUCUUCCCAGAUGUGGGAGCUUCAUUUUUCCUGCCUAGAAUGCCUGGAGGUGUUGGUACAUAUCUCGCCCUCACAAGUGAAAAGUUGAAGGGUGUGAACGUGUUUUACUCAGGAGUCGCAACACAUUAUAUCCACUCAACAUCACUCCCAGCACUGGAGCGUCGUCUGGCUGAACUGCGAUUCAAGGACUACGAUCCAUUACACGAGCGACUGCAGCUCAUUAAUUCAACCAUCGAGGAAUUCUGCACUGGUUUGCCACACGAUGAACCCAUCCACAUUCAAGGCGAAUUACGGAAUGCUAUCGAUCGAUGUUUUACCAAGACCAGUGUACCUGAGAUCAUUGCCGCUCUGAAAGCCGAGGAUGGGGAAACUAAGCAAUGGGCUCAAAAGACUCUUGCCACCCUGCACCAGCGGUCGCCAACUGCCGUUUAUGUGACACUUCGUCAAAUGCAACUUGGCAAGAAUUGGUCUAUUUCGGAAACAUUCCAACGGGAACGCCAAAUUGCUGCGAAAUUCAUGGCCCAUCCAGACUUCACUGAGGGUGUCCAUGCCUUGUUGAUUCGAAAGGAUGGCAAGCCGGCGUGGAAACCAGCUUCACUCGAGGACGUCAAUCCAAAAGACAACAUCGCGGACCCAUUCUUCACAGUCGAAGGUGCUCAUCGAUUAGGAUUGUUGAGUCAGGACGACUACAAACAAUAUCCCCACGCACAAUUCAGUAUCCCAUCAGAAGGGGCCAUACAGGCCGUAGUCAACAAGGGAGAGCUGACCCCAAAGUCAGUCGUCAAGUAUUUCGUACAACAGAGGCAAGGAAAGCAAGGCGUGAAAGAGAUCGUUCAGGAGGUGGUAAACAGAAAAACCAAGAAGGGGGGAAACGACAAGGCUGUGUGGAUUACAGAAGAAACAGCGCCAGUGGUCUAACUUUGAAGAACGUGGCGAGCGUUGAUGGUGUAUGAUAUAAUGUGGUGGAUUUGUAGAGAUAUCGGGUCAUACGGCAGGGCGGAUGUUGAUAGAUUCGCGGUCGCAAAGGUGUUGAAUGACCCAAGUUGACCUGGAACAAAUCGAAAGGAGAUAUAAAUCAUGUGAUUUUAAGGGGUUGUUGCCUAUCAGCCUGAAAACAUGGCACGGGCUGAGUCAUAAGCGCGGUAUGUUCGGGAUUUUUGUCUGGCGAGAGUAUAAAAGGACUCUACCCCGCUCCGAAAAGAUUCUGAUUCAUC